AUGGAGCGCACAGACGAUUCUGAGCCGUUGAAAGUGACGUUCAGUGGGCCUGCCAAGUACUUCACUGAUGCUGCUCCAAUCGGCAAUGGCAGUCUCGGAGCCAUGGUGUGGGGUGGCGUUGCCUCAGAACUUCUCCAACUCAAUGAGGACACCCUCUGGACUGGGAUUCCGGGCAACUACACUAAUCCUAAUGUACCAGUGGCUUUGGCGGAGGUCAGGAAGCUCGUGGAUGAUGGUGAAUAUGCUGAUGCUUCUGCAGCAGCAGUCUAUAUGUUAGGAAGUCCAUCUGAAGUUUACCAACUCCUCGGGGACCUCAAGCUGGACUUUGAUGAUCUCCAUCUUACAUAUGCUGAAGAAACAUAUAGCAGGGAACUAGACUUGAACGCGGCUACUGUGAGAGUUGGAUAUUCUGUAGGCAAUGUACAAUUCUCAAGGGAGUACUUUUCAUCUUAUCCUGACCAAGUUAUUGUGAUGAAGAUAUCUGCAAGCAAAUCAGGAUAUCUUUCAUUUACAGUGUCUCUAGAUAGCCAGUUACACCAUCAUUCAUACGUCAAGGGAAGUAACCAGAUUAUUAUGGAGGGGGCUUGUCCUGGCAAAAGAAUUCCACCAGAAGCAAAUGAUAAUGCUCCCAAGGGAAUACAGUUUUGUGCCAUUCUUGAUCUAAAGAUUAGUGAUGACAUUGGCAUGAUAAAUGUCUUGGAUGACAAAACAUUGAAGGUUGAGGGUUCAGAUUGGGCUAUUCUGCAAUUAGUGGCUGCUUCUUCAUUUAAUGGACCUCUAGUAGAUCCUUCAGAAUCUAAAAAGGAUCCCACUGCAGAUGCAGUCCGUGUGCUGAAAACAAUAAGAAACCUUUCAUAUACUGAGCUCUAUGCACGUCAUUUAAGUGACUACCAGAACCUUUUCCAACGUGUUUCACUUAAGCUUAAGAAAAGUUCCAGCUCUAACAGUGCCACGGGGUUUGCGUCUCCUAAGACUGGUGAACCUUCUUCAGUGACUUGUCCAUACAAUAAGGGGAGCAGCAAUGGUAGAAUAUCUACUGCUGAUAGGAUUAGGUCUUUUGCAAUUGAUGAGGAUCCUUCUUUUCUGGAGUUAUUAUUCCAUUUCGGUCGUUAUUUACUUAUUUCUUGCUCGAGGCCUGGAACCCAGGUGUCAAAUCUUCAAGGAAUCUAACAAGACAUCGCACCAAUUUGGGAUUGUGCUCCUCACUUGAACAUCAAUCUUCAGAUGAACUAUUGGCCUUGCCUUCCCUGCAAUCUUGCUGAUUGCCAGGAGCCUUUGUUUGAUUUUCUUUCCUCUUUGUCCAUUAAUGGGAGUAAAACUGCGGAGGUUAACUAUGAAGCAAGAGGUUGGGUUGUACAUCACCAAACUGACAUAUGGGCCAAGUCAUCAACAAUUCCAGGUAAAGUUAAGUAUGUAAUCUGGCCAAUGGGUGGCGCAUGGCUUUGCACACAUCUCUGGGAGCACUACAUGUAUACAAUGGACAAGGACUUCCUUGAAAACAAAGCAUAUCCGCUGUUGGAAGGAUGUGCAACUUGGCUGUUGGACUGGUUGAUCGAAGGCCGUGAUGGGUAUCUUGAAACCAACCCAUCGACAUCUCCAGAACACAACUUUAUUGCUCCCGAUGGAAGGCCUGCCAGUGUGAGCUACUCAACAACAAUGGAUAUCAUGAUCAUAACCGAAGUGUUGUCUGCAGUUGUUGCUGCUGCUGAGGUUCUUGGGUAUACCGACAGCAAUCUAGUCGAUAAAGUGAAGAAGGCUCAGACAAGGCUUCGUCCUAUAAAAAUAGGCAUGGAUGGUUCUAUCAUGGAAUGGUCCCUAGAUUUUGAGGAUCCAGAGGUGCAUCAUCGUCAUCUUUCGCACCUGUUUGGCCUGUUUCCGGGGCACACAAUGACUUUGGAAGGAACUCCUGAUCUCUGCACUGCCGCCAAGAGAUCACUCUAUAAAAGAGGAGUGGAUGGUCCAGGAUGGUCUACAACGUGGAAAGUCGCUCUCUGGGCGCAUCUCCACGACAGUGAGCACGCUUAUGAAAUGAUCAAGCAUUUGAUUACCUUGGUGGAUCCAGAUCAUGAGGUGUCCUUCCAUGGAGGACUAUACAGUAACUUAUUUGCUGCACAUCCUCCUUUCCAGAUUGAUGCCAACUUCGGCUUUAUAGCGGCGGUUGUGGAAAUGCUCGUGCAGAGCACGGUGAAGGACCUGUUCUUGCUUCCUGCGCUUCCCCGGGACAAAUGGGGGAGUGGUCGGGUGAAGGGACUGAAAGCGCGCGGAGGGGUCACCGUCGACAUCUGCUGGAGCGAUGGAGAACUCCAUGAAGUUGAUGUUUGGUCCGAGGACCGUAACUCACUUCAGAAGCUGCACUACAAGGGAACUUCAGUGAAAGUGGACAUUGCAUCUCGCAGGAUCUACACGUUCAAUGGACAGUUGAGACUCCUGAAGACCUCUUCGCUUUAGGAUGCAUGUUCUACCCGAUCGGAAAAACGAGGAGGAAAAUGUCUGAAACAAAACUUACAUUGAACACUAUGUUUCCAUGUUGAGUCUAGACAGGAAUGAUAAAAUAUCCUUUGUUAAGCCAGGUGCCAUUUUAGAUCUCUUGAGUUCAUCUGUAUAGCUCGAGAGCCCGAUUAAUAAUUUAGACAAAUCACAUCGAGGGCAUUAUUAUAUGAGACCCGUUAUGGACUUGAAUAUAUAAAUGGGAUAAUUUUAUGUUUCACUGUUA
Molecule: messenger RNA, 2713 nt
Organism: Eucalyptus grandis
Lineage: Eukaryota; Viridiplantae; Streptophyta; Magnoliopsida; Myrtales; Myrtaceae
Product: alpha-L-fucosidase 2
Biological process (GO): carbohydrate metabolic process
Molecular function (GO): alpha-L-fucosidase activity
Source: RefSeq, a predicted model, not a curated record